Coffea eugenioides is the source of this 1950-nucleotide messenger RNA. RefSeq names its product beta-glucosidase 18-like. Bases 1 to 1950 code for a protein of 649 amino acids. Gene Ontology annotation, biological process: carbohydrate metabolic process. Gene Ontology annotation, molecular function: beta-glucosidase activity. Lineage: Eukaryota; Viridiplantae; Streptophyta; Magnoliopsida; Gentianales; Rubiaceae. The transcript is spliced from 9 exons. The record is from RefSeq and is a predicted model, not a curated record.
AUGUUUCUUCCACCCUUCAUCUCUUAUUUAUUACUACUGUGUCGCUUGAGAGCUUUAGAUCACAUUGUAUCCAACGCAGGCAUUCAGCCUUUUGUGACAAUUCACCACUGGGACAUACCCCAAGUGCUUAGUGACGAAUAUGGGGGCUGGCUAAAUCCUCUGAUUCAGGAUGACUUCGUCCAUUUUGCUGAAACUUGUUUCAAGAAUUUUGGUGAUCGGGUGAGGUAUUGGGUGACCAUCAAUGAACCAAAUUUGGCUGCAGAUUUUGCCUAUGAAAGGGGAAAACAUCCUCCAGGUCAUUGCUCCCCUCCUUUUGGCAACUGUUCAGCUGGUAAUUCAGAUACUGAGCCCCUGAUUGCAAUGCAUAACAUGUUACUUGCCCAUGCCAAGGCUUCCAAACUCUACCGCGAGCAGUUUCAGCCCAAACAAGGUGGUGUAAUUGGAAUUGUGGUCCAUGCAAUUAUGUACGAACCAUUUACUGAUGACGAGCAUGACAAGGAAGCUGUAAAGAGGGCAUUGGCUAAUAAUGUGGCAUGGGCUUUCGAUCCUCUAGUGUUUGGUGAUUAUCCUCCAGAAAUGCGUCGCUAUCACAGAAAUGAGUUACCCAAAUUUACACCAGAAGAAAGGCUGCUCAUAAGGGAUAGCAUUGACUUCCUUGGACUGAACCACUAUGCAACUCUUUAUGCUAAGGACUGCAUACGCUCAAGUUGUGCCAGCUCCGACUCUGCCUGUGCCCCUGGUGGAGACCGUGCCAUCUGCGGCUUUGUCUGUACUAUUGCAGAGCGUGGUGGUGUUUUGAUUGGGGAACCGACAGGGUUGCCAACAUUCUCUGUUGUUCCAAGAGGAAUGGAAGAGAUUGUGGACUAUGUAAAGAAUCGAUACCAUAACAAGCCUAUGUUUAUUACUGAAAAUGGUUAUUCUACACCUCCACAACAAGAACAAGUUGAUGACUUCCAACUUGAUGUCAAGCGAAUUGCAUUCCACAAAGCAUACCUUGCCUUCUUGGCUCGAGCCAUGAGAAAUGGUGCAGAUGUGAGGGGCUACUUUGUCUGGACAUUGAUGGAUGACUUUGAAUGGUCAUCGGGUUAUGAUGUAAAGUUUGGAUUUUAUUCUGUUGAUCGUGCAACCUUGAAUCGAACUCCUAGGUCCUCCGCCAAGUGGUACAGAAACUUCCUGAGGAACAUCAGCUCCGAUAGCAUGAAGCCAAGAACUGCAGUUGCAUUUUGGAGCAAAGUUGGUGAGGAGCCCUACAAGCACUUGCAAGAGUUUGACGUCGUUUGCAACAGUAUGAAGCCUCCGGGAAUUACUGAAGAGCAAAUAAAGAUGAGGGCCUUCCCCUUCUCUUUGAAGGACUCCGCGAAAGACUGGCUCUACUACCUACCGCCUGGUAGUAUCACCACGUGGGACCAAUUGAAGAAAAAAUUCUUGAAAAAGUACUUUCCGGCAUCUCGAGCUGCAAGCCUAAGGAAGGAGAUAUGUGGCAUCAAACAACACCCAAGCGAGUCUCUCUAUGAGUACUGGGAGAGGUUUAAGAAACUGUGCACCAAAUGCCCUCAACAUCAGAUAAGUGAGCAACUACUCAUCCAAUAUUUCUAUGAGGGAUUACUUUUCAGGGACAGAAGUAUAAUCGAUGCUGCAAGUGGAGGAGCGUUGGUGAACAAAACUCCUCGAGGAGCCUGGGAGUUGAUUGAAGGGAUGGCUGAGAACUCACAGCAGUUUGGUUCAAGAGAGGACAUCCCGACGCGUAGGGUGAAUGAGGUAGAAACAUCCUCUAUUCAACAGCAACUCUCCGAAUUGACAUCUUUUGUGCGACAACUAGCUGUGGGGAAUACAUCGCAAGCCAAAGUGUGCGGGACAGCAAGGACACCAACAGCAGUACCAUCAUCGCCCACCACCACUUUCAAACUCAAGUCCGUCCAUGGAAGAGAUGAUGAAGCAAUUACUUGCUAA